This is a messenger RNA of Carcharodon carcharias (great white shark), 3685 nucleotides long. RefSeq names its product alpha-1,6-mannosylglycoprotein 6-beta-N-acetylglucosaminyltransferase A-like. Gene Ontology annotation, biological process: protein N-linked glycosylation. The transcript has 17 exons. The record is from RefSeq and is a predicted model, not a curated record. Gene Ontology annotation, cellular component: Golgi apparatus. The coding region runs from base 434 to 2665 and encodes 743 amino acids. Gene Ontology annotation, molecular function: alpha-1,6-mannosylglycoprotein 6-beta-N-acetylglucosaminyltransferase activity. Lineage: Eukaryota; Metazoa; Chordata; Chondrichthyes; Lamniformes; Lamnidae.
AUCAGUCCUCUCGGGGGCACUCGGCUGUGCGUCUGUUGGAACCCCGCCGGCCGACCCCUGUCCGAAACCUCCGGGAUCGGUCGGCCGGCUGGUUGGACUUCUACUCGCAACCGCCGGAAUCGGCCGGUUGGCCGGACUCCCUACGAGGUUGCGGUUCCCCGUUUAUUGCGCGGAGUCGAGCAGCUGCUCCGCGGAGAAUGAGUACGCUGGGAAGUGAGCGUGACGGGCGGGUGGGACGUUGGCGUUGGGUAAAAUAAGCGGUUGCUGGUCUCCGGUGCCUGGCAGUACAGAGGGCUGGGCAGAAGGUGAACAUCAGCUGAAAAGAAUUUAAAGAGAUAAACUGCUUGAAUGUUCCCGCAUCAAGCAUUCAAAAGAUUAAGAUGUUCAUAAUGUGACUGGUUUGUCUACAAAAGGAGGCGGUGGUUGGACAAACAUGUUUGGAAGUCUGUUCAGAAGAAAUGCUUCUCAGAAACUAAGUGCUUUGCUGCUGAUUUUUGGGUUUAUUUGGGGGUUGGUACUACUUCGAUAUACAUAUCAGCACCCAAGGCACCAAAACAGUGUAGAACUGCGUGAACAGAUUCUGGAACUGAGUAAAAGAUAUGUACGAGCUCUAGCAGAGGAAAAUCAGAAUGCAGUAGAUGGUCCUCAUGGUGCUUCAAUGGCAGGAUAUGCUGAUUUGAAAAGGACAAUUGCCAUCCUACUUGAUGACAUAUUGCAGCGCUUGGGAAAGCUGGAAAACAAAGUGGAUUACAUGAUUACGAGCAGCUUGACAAAUAACACCAACAGUACCAACAGCAAUCCUGUGUCAGCAGCUUCCAAUAAACAAAUGAAUGUUCAAGAAUUUUCAGCCUUGUGUGGUUUAACCUCAAUAGAUGGUUUUCCACAUUGUGAAGCAAAAAUAAAGUGGAUGAACGAGAUGUGGAAGUCUGAACCUUGCUAUGCCAGCUAUGGUGUCAAUGGAACUGUGUGCUCAUUUAUUGUAUAUCUCAGUGAGGUUGAAAAUUUCUGCCCCAUGCUUCCAGUAAGAAUAAAUGAGAUAGCUGAUAAUGAUGCCUUAAAACCCAAGGCCGAGGUUGUCUCCAGCCUGGGCGGUUUGCUAGAAAUACUGGCUGCACGUGAAGAACUCACAUGGGUAAAACUAAGAAUAGAAAGGAUGAAGGAGAACUGGAUAGCAGAUAUGAAAGCACUGGCAAAGAAACAGAAUUUAGAAAAUCGACCAAAAAAAAAGAUUUUACUUCAUUUAGGCCUUUUGACAAAGGAAUCAGGAUUUAAGAUAGUCGAGAAUGUCUUUAAAGGAGGCCCACUUGGGGAAUUGGUGCAGUGGAGUGAUCUAAUAGCCUCUCUGUACUUACUAGGCCACAACUUGAUACUUUCUACAUCCAUAAAUGAGCUGAAAGGUCACUUGAGCAUCCUGACUGGAAAUAAAGAUGGAUGUCCAAUCAGGGGACCAAGGCUACUGGAUCUCAUAUACAUUGACAUCGUUGGAUUAAAACAACUCCAAACUGUACUUGGAGCAUCUUUCACCCACUAUCGAUGCUUAUUGAGGGUCCUUGAUUCUUUUGGAACUGAGCCAGAAUUUAACCACGCUGAAUAUGCCAAGAAAAAGAACCAUGGAUCCCCUUGGGGCAAACUCAAUCUGAUUCCUAAGCAGUUUUACAACAUGUUCCCCCAUACGCCUGAUAACAGUUUUCUGGGCUUUGUGGUGGAGCAGCAUUUGAAUCGUAGUAACACCACUCUCCUUAAUAAAAUCCAAAGAACUAAUAAAGCUCUGGUUUAUGGCAAACUGGCAGACUAUUGGAAGGAUAAAACAUCUUUCCUGGAUAUUGUCAGAAAUUACGCUGAGAUCCAUGGUACAUUUCACAAUGAACAUAAUGUCCUUUUACCCAAUUUUGUAAUUAAUCAUGGAAUCCUCAGUGGGUAUGACCUUCAUCUCUUGUUAAGAGGGACUAAGGUUUUUGUGGGACUAGGAUUCCCUUAUGAAGGCCCUGCACCUCUAGAAGCAAUAGCAAAUGGCUGCAUAUUUCUGAAUCCAAAUUUUAACCCUCCAAAGAGCAGGAAAAACACUAAUUUCUUUCAAGGGAAACCAACUUUCAGAGAGCUUUCAUCUCAGCAUCCUUAUGCAGAGGUUUAUAUUGGGAAGCCCCAUGUUUGGACUGUUGACAUUGACAAUCCUAGUGAUGUAAAAGAAGCAAUGAAUCAAAUAAUGGAACUGAAAGUUGACCCAUAUUUACCAUAUGAAUUCACAAGUGAAGGAAUGCUGGAAAGAUUAAAUGUUUUCAUUGAAAAACAAGAUUUCUGCCGUCAAAGAGAAAUAUGGCCACCAUUGACUGCACUUACAGUUAAAAUGGCCAAACCCUUCCAGUCAUGUGUUGAAGUCUGCCAAAGAGAACAACUAAUAUGUGAACCUUCUUUCUUCUACCAUCUCAACAAAGAGGUUGAGCUUCAGAGAUAUGGAAUAUUCUGCAAUUCCUCAAAAACGGAAAGUGAUCUGUAUCUGCCAGCAUUUAACCCUCAAAACCAAAUGUGCCUAUUUCAGUCAGAUUACUUGCUCUUCAGCUGUGCAGGAUCACAUGAACAUUAUAAUCGAAUCUGUCCAUGUCGAGAUUAUAUCAAAGGACAGGUUGCUAUCUGCCAGGAUUGUUUAAAAAGAGAAGCACACAACUAACCUGUCUUGUUUACGGAAACAAAAGAAUCUACUGCCUUCAGUUGUAGAACAAGGAUGAAUUCUAAAGUGUUGCUGCAGCAGCAACAAAAAGAUACCAAUGAUAACAACAGGUAGACCAAAAACAGCAUUCCUGAAGCCCUAUUUUCGACAAGGUGGUAUCAUAUGUAACUUAGAAACUGCCAAACGAAGCUUGUCUACCACCACCAUUAGGCACUUAAAAAAUAUUAUCUGAUACUCUGCUUCCAUUAAAUGUUGGAAACUACAGUUUUAUUCAGAUCUUUGCAAGUUCUCACGCAACUUAAGGUAGCUUCUUUACUGGCUGAUAGCAAAUGCAAAGUCUCUCUGAAAGCAUAUAGUCUGAGCAACAAGACACUGGGUGUGAAUAAUAACAUUACAACGUCUAAAGAUCUCAAACAAUUUCAAAAUUGGAAGUUGAAAUCUCGUCUUGGAGGAGCCAGUUGGAUCUCUGAACCUGAAGGAAACUCUGAGUUUCUUUAUUGGAGUAUAACUGCUUCAUGGGUGCAAUAAGGUAUUUCCUUAUUAAGGUUCCAAAAGUCGAUCUUUGUCAACAAUGUUUUUAUAUGCUAGUUUAUUUAAAACUAGAUUUUUUUUCCCAUUUAGCAAUAUAGGGGUCAUAAUUCCAAUUAUUCAUUAAAGAUAAAAAGAAGAAUAAUAAGUUACUGAACCCAUAUGAUGAAGCUGUUGGCAGGUUGGUUAGGAGAGAAAUUAGUCAAUAAUUCAAUUGAACGUAAAGGACAAAAUUGAACUCUUGGUAUAUUCAGAUAUUUUGGUUUUAUAGUAUGAUACAUAAAUAUGGCCAAAUGCAUAAUGGUGCAUGCAAAAACUCUGCAGCUCCCUGAUAGAAUACUAUCUACACUCUUCACAUUGAAAAUAAAACCCUGCAGGCAAAAUUGAAGAGUCAUUGAGAUGUUACGACCCGAAAGGAGGCCAUUUGGCCCAUCAAAUCCAUGCAAGCUUUCUGUAGAGCAGUUCAGUGAGUCAAUUAUGGAAAGCUAGCAC